AUGGCUGCCGUUAAUCCGGAAACCCCAAACGACGUAAUCGAUGCCAUUCGACCGGACCUGGAGGCGUUUGCGUCAUUAUGGUCGGCGCUUAGAACCAACUACGAAGGAACUAACGUAACAAAAACUGUGGCUAGAUUGCUUCAUAUGUAUCAGCCACAGGAUGGAGUUUUGGCAUACGAAAGACUUCUUCGAACCCUUUACGUCCUCCUGGAAGACUUUGACGCGGACGGAUUGCGACUUCUGGUGUCGAUGGUUCCGCCACCGAAAGGUGCCGACGAUCGGGCGAUCCAACAAGUAUUCCGAAGAGCCACUGGCUUCGUCAGAAUAAAUGCACCGAUAUUCCAUAGAGGGAACGGUAAUGGAUUCGUACCAACAUCUGACUUUGGAGUCAACGAGCCAGUAGAUCGGAAUUCGAGCACCUCCCGCUUAGUCGAGACCUCUGUAACUAAUUCUCAGUCCGUAAAAUCGGAUAUAACGGAUAUCACGGAUAAACUCGAGGAAUCGCAAUUUAGUCCACCCUGUUCCGAAAAUUCCAGCAAGAGCGGAAAGUCACCGCAGGUCAUACCACCGGAUUCGGAUUUAUUUCGGGGAUUUCCGCCAAACGAAAUUACAAACACCCAAAGUCACGUGCAGAAUAUAAAUCACUUGUAUAGACCUGCCGAUCGUGGAUUUGCAUCCCAAGCUUAUCCCGGCGUAGGACAGGGUGGGACGCAUGUUGGUUCGCACCAGGAGUCUUCGGCGGGUAAUCCGAUCUUGCCGGCCAAUUGCACGCUAAAAUGGUUUCAAACCCCGUACUUUCUGCAAAAGCAUACGUAUCAAGCUGUAGCUCAUCCUCGUCAGGAUUUCUUUCUGAGAACAGCCGAUGACAAGUACUUAAAGGUUCCGAUCACGAAGCUUAAUUCCCUGCAACCCUCCGAAGGCCUUUGUACGUCGCAGUCGUCGUUCAGGAUGUUGUACACAAGCUCUCAAGAAUAUUUCAGAAAUAAAAAGAAAACUGCAACUGGUAGCGCCUUUGACGGAAUCCAGAGAUUACGAGACGAACGGGAAAUAAUUCCUUCCAAGAGGGUGCCGUUUAAUGAAAAAGACCAUUGUCGGUUGUCUUUCGAUCGAGAGAAUACCCCAGGGUCAAAAAUCGCAUCGGCAUCGGUUCCAAACGGAAUUGUCCUGCAACCUGCUGUGCACUCCGAAUUGGAUACCGUGAAACUUGAAAAUCAAACAUGGAAGAGCACCGCUGCGGUCCAAAAUCCUUCUCCAAAAAUCCGCACGUCCUACCGAUGCGAAAAGGUAAUUGGAAAUACUUAUAGUGCAAGCGAAGAGAAAGACUCCUGCAAUAAAGAAACUUUAAAACACAUCGAGGAAGAAGUGAAGAAACGGCAGAGGGCUAUUCAAGAAGACAUAUACAAAAUGGACGUGGUUCGAUCCAAUGAAGAUAUUCCCGUGGCGGAAGUUAUGCAACCGAUCGAGAAGAGUGACUUGACCGUGCGGAAAGAGUUGCGGACGUGCAUACAGAAUUUUUUACGAAGAGCAGAAAAUGAGGAAUUCCUUGAGAUAAAGACAUAUCCAAAAACUAGAUCCUUGGACAAGAUUCAUCAAACCGUAAUUUUGCAUCGAAAACCUCUGGGGUACGAACGUCCGAAUAUUCCCUCCCAGAAACGAAAGUUGGACCCCGAUAGAAAUUCAAAACUUCCCAAUUCAACUCCCGAAAUUUCUUCCGCGGUCGAAGCAAAUCGAAUCGAGACCACUUCGGCAGAAGAGGUAGAACCGGGGACCUGGAUGGCCGAAAAGAAAAGUUCGGAACAGCCGAUAAAGAUGAAAUUGCAAAAAUAUCCAAAACAGAGGGCUCUGAGCAUGACAUCACCUGCAAAAAAAAUGAAAUUAACUACAGGUCUCAAAGUUAAUGCCAAUGUCGAAGAUCCCUCCUCGGACUGUUUCGCUGCAGAGACCGAAUUAAGAUCGGCCAACUUAUUGAGACAAACGGCAUCGAUGACCGAAUUGGCAGUUUAUAGAAAAAAAUACUACGAUGCCCUGCUUAGCAUUCAAAGAGCGAAAGCGGCUGUAGCGAGCUCCCUGGCCACCUCGUCCGUCGGUGGAACCACCGAAUACGAUCCUUAUUACAUUAACUAUCUUCGGCAAUAUCAGAUGCUCCGACAGCAAUACUUAUUGACAGGACCUAGAUAUCCGCAGCAAAGAAUAUUCCAACCAGGACCACCCGGACCCUACGGGACUCAAAAUCCUUGGAUCAGGUCCAACGAAUGGAGGUACCCCACCUACAGACAAUUCAGAUUUUCAAGACACCCUGUCGCUACUCCGACGUGUUCCUUAAAUCAAAGCAAUGGGUUCGAUCCGAGUCCCGUCGAAGUACCCGAACCUCGAGGUUGCGAGGAAAACGCAAUUAGGACUCAAUCUAAACCGAAUCCGAGACGGCGAAAAUUGGAAGAAAUAGUCGGAAAGCUGAAGGAAACUGAACCGAAUGCAAAGAGCAACUAACUCGGUGGCGUUCUCCUGUAUUCCAUCCGA
Messenger RNA from Orussus abietinus, 2517 nucleotides. RefSeq lists its product as uncharacterized. The transcript has 11 exons. The record is from RefSeq and is a predicted model, not a curated record. Bases 1 to 2487 code for a protein of 828 amino acids. NCBI's taxonomy places the organism in Eukaryota, Metazoa, Arthropoda, Insecta, Hymenoptera, Orussidae.